AUGAAGACUCAAACCCUCGCCCUUGCGGCUUUGGCCACCGGCUUCCAGCUUGCUGCUGCCACCGGAUGGGCAGACAAGUCUAGCUUUUCUUGUCCUUCAAACACCAACAAUGAGUGCUCUUCAACUCAAAAGAGCGGAUGGGAUUUCAGCGACCUCACGUCUGGAUCUUUCAGCAACUAUGACGAUUUUUCCUUCUCUGGAUUCACAUGCUCAAACUCUUUCGGCAAGCGUGAUAACCCAAAGUUCCCAAAGAGAACUUCCGGAAAAUGUAUCUCUGGUACAGCUUCUUCAGACCAUGGCUCAUGCCCUCAAUUUUCCUGCGGUAGCUCCUCCAAAUCUGGCUCUUCUACAUCUGGAUCUUCCAGUGAUAUCUCCGCCUUCUCCAUCUCCACCGUUCACGUAACUACUGAGUUCGAUUGUGAUUUGGAAUUCCACUAUGGUAUGGGUGAUGGAUCUACUUGCAAGCAAACUUCUAGUUGCUCAAGCGGAGGUUCCAUCAUCUCCAACUCUCAAUGUGGUGGUGCUAAGAACGUCACCGUUGUUUACUCUUCCGCAAGUCAAACACAUACUGCCGCUACUGGUAAGGCUUCUUGCAGUGUUGGUAUUAGCUCCGUUGGAUUCGACUGCAGCUCGGCAUCUACCACUCAACACCCAUCUACCACUGCUAGUGCCAAGACCUCUGUCAAGACUACAUCUGUCAAGACAACCUCCAGCGAAUCUUCCAAGCACACUUCUGUUGAAUCUUCCAAGACUACUUUAGUUUCAUCCAACAAGGUUACCUCAGUCAAGAGCACUCCUUCCGCCACCGGUACUUCAUACACUCUUGUCGGAACUGGUUCUACCAAAUCUUCGAUCAUUGGAACUUCAGUUAAGCCAAGCUCAAGUGCCGAGACUAUUGUCAAGACUUCAGUUAAGCCAAGCUCAAGUUCCGAGACUAUUGUCAAGACUUCAGAUAAGCCAAGCUCAAGUGCUGCCACAAGUAUCAUUGGAACUUCUGUUCACACUUCCCCAGCCGGUACCGCUCCAGGAGCCUCUGCCUCUUCUAUCAUUGGUACAGCCGUCACUGGAUCUGGAUCUUCAUCUGUUGUCCAAUUGACCACUUCUACCAUCUACGCUACCUCUGUCUCUACCAUCAUUUCUUGCGCCGAAACUGUCACCGACUGCCCAGCCAGAUCAACUGCUUUGACCACCGUCGUUAUUGCCGUUUCUACCACCAUCUGCCCAGUCACCGCCACUGAGGUUCCAGGUUCAUCCGCUGCUUCUUCCAUCAUCGGUACAUCCGUUGUUUCUUCCCCAGCUGCAUCUUCCCCAGCUGCAUCUUCUCCAGCUGUCUCUUCCCCAGAUGCUUCUUCCCCAGCUUCAUCUGCUGCUUCUUCCAUCAUCGGUACAUCCGUUGUUUCUUCCCCAGCUGCAUCUUCUCCAGCUGCAUCUUCCCCAGCUGCAUCUUCUCCAGCUGUCUCUUCCCCAGGUGCUUCUUCCCCAGCUUCAUCUGGUGCUUCUUCCAUCAUCGGUACAUCCGUUGUUUCUUCCCCAGCUGCUUCUUCCCCAGCUGCCUCCACUGCCCCAUGUGUCUCUUCCGGCGCCCUUCUCUCUGGUCAAACUGCUUGCCCAGUUUCUUCAGGAUCCGCUCCAUCUUCCUCCAAGGCUUCUUCCAUUAUCGGUACAUCUGUUGGAACUGCCCCAGUUUCAUCCCACGCAACCACUGGCGCGACCAGCCUUGCUACAACUGCUUACACCACCGUUAUUGUUCAAGAAUCGACUACCAUUUGCCCAGUUACCUUGACCCACACCACUGGAGGAGUUACCAGCUUUGAGACCACUUCGACCACCUCUACUGUUCGCUCUUCAUCCACAGUUGUUACUUCCAGUGUUAUUACUAUCACUGCCCCAGCCAGUGCCGCUUCUUCAACUGUUCAAGGUGUCACAUCUGUGCCAGCUCCAAGUGCUACUAGCGUUCAAACCACUGCUUACACCACUGUCAUUGUUCAAGAAUCGACCACCAUUUGCCCAGUUACCUUGACCCACACCACUGGAGGAGUUACCAGCUUCGAGACCACCUCAACUACCUCUACUGUCCGAGCUUCCUCUACUGUUGUCACUUCCAGUGUUAUUACUAUCACUGCUCCAGCCAGCUCAGUUGAAGGUGUUACUACUACCGCUUCUGCCACUACCCCAACUGAAACCGCUGCAUGCCCAGAUGUCUUGCCUCAAUGCUUGAACACCUGGAUGUACUUGGUCGGUUGUGAGUCCAACACUGAUUCAGACUGUUACUGCCCAGAUACUGCAUUCAUCAACAGCGUCUUUGGAUGUGUUUCUGCAUAUGGUGUUUCCUCAUCUGACAUCGAUGCUGCUCAAAAGUACCUCCAAGGUAUCUGUGCUGCUCACGUCUCUACCAACCCAGCUAUCGUUACUGCUGCUUCUACCGUCUAUGUUCCAGCUGCUUCCAGUGCCGUUGCUACUUCAUCUGUUCAAGGUGUCGCUUCUACCCCAGUUACCACUGUUACUCUUAGCACCACUUUGGUUGUUCCAUGCACUGAAUCUACUGGUUCCCUCUCUGGAUCAGUCAUUCCAUCCUCAUCCACCACAACCACUAUUUCCACCGCUAUCACUGUUCCACAAGUCGCUUUCUCCACUGCUCCAGCAGUUGGAUCGGCAACUGCUAGCGUUGCUCUUAUCCCAGGUACCGUUGCUGCAUCCCAAGCCGCUGGAUAUACCACCUCUGCUCCAUCAAGCACCACCAAGGUUGUUUCCGGUGUCGCAGGAGCUACCAACGUUCCACCUGCCGCUACUACUUCCGCCUCCGUUCCAUUCACCGGCAGCGCCAUCAAGAGCACUAGCAGCUUUGGUGGACUCAUCGCCGCUGCUCUCGUCGCAAUCUUUGCUUUGUAA
Molecule: messenger RNA, 2889 nt
Organism: Botrytis fragariae
Lineage: Eukaryota; Fungi; Ascomycota; Leotiomycetes; Helotiales; Sclerotiniaceae
Product: putative adhesin protein mad1 protein
Exons: 2
Coding region: 1-2889 (962 amino acids)
Source: RefSeq, a predicted model, not a curated record